ACUCCAACCAAACAUCUCCUUAUUUUUGCCAUAAAGAAGUUAAUGGACUGUCCGGAGAUGCCUCACCGGAACCAAAAACACUUUCUUGCGUAAUUCAAGCGCACAAUAUAUUCUCCCCUUUUCGUUCAGCGUAUCACUGUAUUUGACCAAAACCGAGCAAAUAAUGUCGAAUUCCGACACAAAUUCAAUUGGAAAUGCACCAACAAAUGAUUCCAGUUUAAGAAAUUCGCCUGAAAAUGAAGAUGAUAUUGCAAAUGAUGAUAAAAUCACGGGUAGUUCAGAAGCUCUAGCUGAAGGCAUUUCUACAAUGAUUGCUACUAUUAUUAGGGAUUUUGAUUCCAAGGCUGAAGAUGCUUCUCGAAGCCAAACUCACCUCUUUUCUGCUCUUGAUCGUCUUACUUCUGAGCUCGAUCAGCUAUUGGAGGAUGUACCAUUGCCAUUUAUUAUGCAGCAUGCCACCAAGCUUUCUAAUAUCAGGAAAAGAGUGUCAUCAUUGAACGCAGUCUUGAGAUCUGUGCAACAUCGUCUUGAUAAUAUCGACCGUAUGAUGUCUUUUGGCUCAAUUGAUAAUAAAUCAAAUAUAGGAGGCGCCAAGUAAAGUCCUCACAUAACAGCAAGCCACAUGUGCUUAUACGAACAAUAUCCAGCCGAGGAAAGGACAAAGGACACCUCUGAACACUAUCUCAACCAAGAGGUACAACCACACCAAGCAACCACAACUUAAAGCUGUAGCCCUUAGUUGGCGAUUGGGAUGAUGACAAAGGGGUAGUAAAGUUAGUAAUUAAAGCUGUACUAUUUGGCUAAGUAGUAUAAAUAGGUAGAGAGGAGGAGAAGGAAGGUAGGCAGAAUUUUGGAAUGAUUCCUAAGGAGAGUUGUGACUUCAAGUCACUAUUGGAGCUUGGAGCUUUGUAGGCUAAACCUACUACUAUUGUUUGUAAGAAACCAUUAAUUAGUUUACUCAAAUUUCAUAGUUUUCUCCUUCGUUGUAUAGUUAUUAUAUCGAGUAAUAUCAGUCAAUCUGGCUGCUGUCCGGUGCGGGAAACCACCACUACGAUUUAGAAUAAAAUGGUGUUUGUUAUUGCUGAAAGAGAGACAUCACAACUUAUGCAAAAUUGGAUCCAGGAGGGACUCACUACAUCUCCAGCAAGAGAGAGCGUGGAAUUUCAAUUUUGAAUGACGAACUAAGAGUUCGAUGCGAGCUUCAGAGUUUAAUGGAAGGAAUUUGGAUAGCUGGGUACUUCAACUUGAGGAUACUUUCCAAUUUUUCCAACUAAAUGAGGGGGUGAAAUUAAAGGUUUCCAUUAUUGGACUUGGUGGCAAGGCGUUGCAGGUUUUCGAACGCAAAAACGAUGGCAACCAUUUCGUGAUUGACAAGAAUUGAAGAAUUGAAGAAGUGGCUGCUCCAAUAUUUUGGGUUGAGGCGACUAAGUUAGAAGGAAAUGAGUGAGAUAUCUCCUAUGUUCUUAGAGAAGAUGGAAGAAACCUUUGAAAAGGCACAAAGAGAUCUAGAAAAAAUCACUAGAAUAACCCCUUUUCCAAGGAAGACUAAGGAAAAAGGUCAUCCAACAAAAUUAGAAGGUGAAAAUGUAGAUGAAGAGGUGGAGCGGAUACACUCUAGAUCCAAGGAAGACUGUUGAUCUUCUUGCUUGAGUUUUUAUUUUUAUCUGUCUUUUUAUUUGUAAGCAGCUGCUUUAAUGAUAAGAUCCGUCUCAAUAGUACUCAUAGGUUUUACAUGAUGUAAGUGAAUUUGAAAUUGUGGAUUUGACCAUAGACUCCCUUUCUCCACAAAUGUCUGUAAUUGUCUUAUUUUCUGACUUUGUAUUUCCGAUUCGUCAAGGCAAAUAAAUAAAGAUGAAAGCUUGUUGUUUAAUUAAUAAUGGUUGAUGGCUUAGAAAAGGUAGCUCGAGGCUACUACUCUUCUUAAUAGCUUGGGGCUAUCACUCUCCAUAGUAACUUGAGGUUACCAUUCUAUCUUAUUCCACAAUACAACCCUCCUAAUACUCAGCUGCAUACUACAAGGAAACUAGGAAACUAAGGAUAACCUAACAUUAAUGAAGUGAGUCCAUGGUCUUCCCUUUGAGGCUCUCUGGUGUGCCUCAUCCUCAUCUCAGACAUCCUGGGAGAUCUUCUAUGUCAUCUGAAGGAGGUAUUCCCAACAUCUUCGGCAUUGGCCGCCUUUCUCUGGGUCUUCUUUUAAGUGCCCUCUCCUCCUCUUCUCGGUGGCGGCCUAGAAGAUGAAGGCAUCUUACCCUCAAGCUCGCUCAAGGCGAGCUUAAGUUAACCAGCAGUCCUCGGCCUCAUGAAAUGAAGCAGUUAGAGGAUCACUAGAAUUGAUCGUUGUGACUAUAUCCUCCACAUGUCCGUCCUCAACAGGUUAGGUGUCCAAGCAUCUAUUGCCAUAACGGAUGAGUAUCCCCACAGACGUCGCCAAAUGUUUCGGGUAAUUUUGGGACAUUGGUCGCGUUCUUUGGAUAGACGGCCCGGACACCUACAAAACACGAAUAUUUAGUGGCCGGAAUAUUCGCCUCGGAAGACGGAAAAGCUCGAGAGAGAAAAUAGAGAGAAGUUAGGAGUUGUUUUAAUGCUCUAUUGAAUGUUAUAUCACAACCCCCCCCCCCCCCAUCUUAAAUGAUUGGAGUAUUUAUAGGGGUGGGGAUUUGUGCCUUUUAGGGUUAUUACCCUACAAUGACGCUUUCUGAUUGGUGGCGCAGUCAGGCAUGGAAACAUGUCCUUAGGGGCGCCGUUUUGCGGCUUUCUCAAGAUUUGGGCCUCCUCUCUUUUUCAGGUGCCGUUUGUAGGGCUUGUAUAAGUGUCAUCUUCCUAUAGUGACACGCGACGCCCUUUAAUUGGGCCACGUGUCACUAUGGGAUUGGUCCAUGUUUUUGGGGUAAUUUUUACCUUAAACAGUUGCUAUAUUAAAGGAACAGAAGAAGUAAUUAGUAAGGCAAGCCUACGCUCUCACGCUUAUUUAAGACUUAGUACUCCAAAUCACAUUAGCAAGGUGGUUAUACUUCAUUUAACUACUUCCUUAUAAAUUAGUCAUACAUAAAGCACAAAUGUACUUAUAUUUCCUAUUAAAUUACAUUAAUUCAUUACCCUACCCCUAACGAGGAUUUUACUACUCAUUGAAGUGGACAUAAGCAUGAUCUUAAGAAAAGAGAGAACAAUUGAGCUAACUAAUAUCAUCAAACUAGCUAUCAAUAUAAUAAUUGUUAAGAUUUAAGCAAUCAAACAUAAUUUUGAGUUUAUGAUUAGAAUAUUACUAGAAUUCAAGCUAAAAUUAAGCAAUUAAAGAAUAUAGUUAAUAGUCAUGAGAUUAAGUAAUGAUAAAGCUAAUUAAUGAAAGAUUAAAGUAAAGGGAAAGAGAAUUACCGAAACAAAUUUGGAUUGAUCUUGAAAUUCAAAGAUGUUGAUUAAGCUCUCUCUCUUUAUAAUCUUCUAUUUCUUGAAUUAAACAAUGCAAAAUAUCUGAAAUUGGAAAGUUAUUAUAGCAUUAAUAAAUUUCUCUGUUUAUACUUUCUAAUUACAAAUGAAUCAGCAAAAAAAAAAUCCCUUUAUUUAGUGCCUUCUUAGUUGAACUUUAUUUACUUGCUAGAAUAUAGAAGGAAGUAGGGCCACUCACACUUGUUUCAGGCAAAAAAGCGCCCUCUCAGUCUAUAGGCUCUUAAUGGUAUCUCCAAGCUUUAAUCAUUGGCUAUCUGAUAAGACUUCACCUUCAUUAUUUCUGCUCUCAUUAAUCACAUAUGCACCUUAUAUACAAAUAUUUCCCUGCAAGCCAAAUAUUACAGAAGAUAUUCCUUCCUAAACUCUGCUUGACUCCCUAAAUUAUAUCUCAACCAUAUACUUAACAUAUCUCCUAAAUAUGGUAUAUAUUAUUGUGAUACUGUCACUCAUCCUUUUUCUCGUUUACCUUUCUCCUACAAAACAAAUCACACCAAGCACAGGUAUGGGUAAUGAUAAUUCUGCAAGUAUGAGACUAUGAGGAAAAUUGGUGGAAAAUAGAAGAAAUGAUCCAAAAGUUGCAAAAAUUAAACUAAAAAAAAGAGAGGAAAAAGAAGGAUAAGUGCGGAGAAAUGCAAAAUGAGGGCAUUUAUUCCACUCAUCAUAUUCCACCCCCAAAUUAAAUAACUCACAUUAUAGGACUGUGGCAAAGGUUUAUCGCCCCCUCCCCUCCCAUAACAAUGUCUCAUCGUUGCCGUAUUGGUCCCCAUUGGAACAGUACCAACUGGAAGUUGGAGUGUAGAUGGUCGGAAAUUAUGGUAGCAUUUUAUGUGGGUGGUGGGUAGUGAUUGAAGUGAAUGUGGGAGGAGGAGAAUGGGAGGUGUGAGUUCAGCAAAAGAUUAAAACAAGGGCAUAUUGGUCAUUUAAUAUAGCGUCAUGGGUAAAAAAAUUUCAUAGCAAAUACCAAUUGACAGCAUGUCCUAUAUUAGAAGCCUGUAACCAGUUUCCUCUUUAAUUGGAGAAUAGGACACAAAAGAACCAGGCCCCCCUAUAGUCAAGUUUGUCAAAAUCAUACCCUUCCUGCUGCACUAAGUUCUCAUAAAUUCUAAGAACUAUUUUGUUCAAAUAAAUUGUGUUUCCGACUCCUUUGCUACUGGCAGCAGCUUUGCUAUAAAACUGCGAUUAUUUCAAAUUACAGAUAUUAGUCGAAAAGUACUGACUCAUCUCAGCUUCAUUAUGCUUUUGUCGUUUCUGAAACUUUUUUACUUCUAAGCUCAGGAACCAAAUGUUAACCAGCAAUGUACAGUUUAAGUUUUAUGACGAGUAAUAAGCCAAAAACUUCAAUUAUGUAUUUGAUCUCUGUUGGUGUCUGAUAUAAUAUAGCUUCACUGUCCUGUGUAAUAAUAAGCUCCCUGUGCUGGUUUACGCAAAUUAAUGGUUUCUUCUGUGGGCCAAUUUCUUCUGCUCAUCAAUGCUCUAGUCAUAUGUUACGUAUGCUAUUGAUUGUGAAGUGCAUUUACUGUAGAAUGAUGAUAUUCAGAUGUCAUUAAUUCAAUCUACUUGAAAACUUUAUGGUUUCUGUCUUAGCCUUUUUAUUGAUUCUCUGUGUUGCUUUACUCGAAUUGCUGAUUUGAGUAGUGUCCCUUUUCAUUUAUAUCAAUAUAAAGGUUCAUAUCAUAUAUAUUAUUUUUAUUUUUUCUUUUUGUUCUCUCACUUUCUCAGCUUGACUACAAUCUGUCACCAUUGUGAUUAUAGUGGAAAAUUGUUUGAGAAAGAUUGUGUCAUCUUUUAGUAACAUUUUGGUUACACUCAUUUUAUGAAGUGAUUAUGCAACACUAUAAUUAGCACGGCCUAUCUAUGAGCACCUACAGUACUGGAAAUAUAAAGAUCGUUAAUCAAAUUAAUCUAAGUUUAUGUAAGUGAUGAUAGUCUAAACUAUGUGCACAAAGUUGUCACCUAGCCCUGUCGUACUAUGUCAACUCAACAUGACUUCAGGGCCGUAGCAAUGACUUUGGAGGCCCUGUUUCAAAUCGAAAAAUAGGCCCUUAAUAAUGUGAAAAUUAUGUAAAUUUUUUUUACUAUAAUUUGGCAAUGCACAAUUUCCCUAUAUGUACAUUACAAAAUAAAAUGCUUUCGUAUAACAAUGAUGUAUUCAGUCAUGCAAAAUCAAAUUCAGGUAUUUUAUUCAUGUUGAUAAUAGCAACUAAAUACAACUCAAAGCUUAUAUCGACUUAACUUAUAUUAACUUCCAUUUAUUUAAAAGUGAUAUUCUUCUAACGCUCUUUGAGGCAAAAUCAUCAAUCCAGUAUUCAUAUUCCACUUUCUUUAGAAUAUCAUUCUCAAUUGCUAUCUUCGCUAAUCCAUUAAGUCUUUCUUGUAGCAUUGUAUAACGAAGAUAUGACUUCAAUAGCUUCAAUUUUGAAAAACUUCUCUAUGUAGUUGCAACUAUAACAAAAAUAGUUAACAAAAUUCUAUAUGCAAUAUUUGCAUUGGGAAAACAGUCCAUAUCUUUCAAUAAUCUCAAAAUAUCAAUAGGUCCUUUUAUGUCAUCGCCCAAAUUUCUUUAAGCAACUUGAACUCCACACAUAAUUCAUUCCCAUCUAUCUGAUUCUUCAUUAGACAUAAAUGCAUUUUUAAAUUUCAAACAAGAGGAUUUCAAACUUUUGAGGAGUGAAUAAGAAACCAAAAAUACUUUAAUAUUCCUCAAAUCUUUUAUAUAGAGAACUAAUAGGUAGAGGAGCAUUUGAUGAAGUGCUUUGAUUUUCAUCAAUAUGUUUUUUUCACAAAUACCCAUUUUUGACUUAAGUAAUUUUUUGUAAUUUAAUGCAUCGAAUUUUACGUUGUUGGGGAAUUAUAGGAUCAAUAUCCAUUUCAAUAGCAAUUUCUUUAGCACUAUUCAAAGCAUCUUAAAAACCAGUUUCUCUAUACCCCCUAAAAAAAAAAAAAAAAAAACCCUCUUAUUUAAUGAUAGCCACAUCCAUAUCCUUUAAUUGUAAUAGCUUGCUUAAAAAAUUAAUUGCACAUAGUAUUUCAUACCAAAUUACUAUUGUAAUUAAAAACUCAAAAUCACUAAGCUCAUUAAUUGCUAAGGAUUUGACUUCACUCUUAUAUUGUAAUCCUUAUCAUUACUAUCGGCUACUUAAAGUAAAGCUUCUCGUAUAUCUGACAUUUGAAGCCUAAUAGCCUUUACACUUUCAACACGACUUUUCUCCAAGACUUAACCGUUAAUCCUUUUACAUUGUAUUUAAAAGAUUUUCCAUCUCAUAGUAGCGAUGCAAAAAUUGUAUAUAUACGUUUUCUAAAAAAAGUCUCUAGCUUCAUUACAUGUGUUAGUCAUAUCACAUAAUGUCAAGUUUAAACUAUGACAACCACAAGGAGUAUAAAAACCAUUAGAAUUUAAAUCCAAAAAAUUCUUUUGAAAGACUUAACCGUUAAUCCUUUUACAUUGUAUUUAAAAGAUUUUCCAUCUCAUAGUAGCGAUGCAAAAAUUGUAUAUAUACGUUUUCUAAAAAAAGUCUCUAGCUUCAUUACAUGUGUUAGUCAUAUCACAUAAUGUCAAGUUUAAACUAUGACAACCACAAGGAGUAUAAAAACCAUUAGAAUUUAAAUCCAAAAAAUUCUUUUGAACUCCUUGAUGUUUUCCUUUCAUAUUGAUCUAUUAACUUGGCCUUUUCCUCGCUCAUCCAUUAUGUCAAGAUCAAGAUUUUUUAAUUCAUUUUGUAAAACAUCAAAAGGCCCUUGGCCAAUUGUAUUUUUUACAUUAAAAAAUUCUAAGAAAGAUUCCUUAAUUCAAAUAUCAUAAGCACAGACAUUCACAUUCUUAACAUCAAUGACAUUUGCUCUUGAUGGUUAAUAUUAAGAGUACAAUCAAGAUUUAUCAAGAAAUAUUUUGCUUGCUUUAUCUCUCUCAUGAUUUCAUUUUUUAUUGUUGAACCAAGCGAAAGUAUUAACUCCUUUUGAAUUGUAUGACCUAAAUAAUGAAAUUGAAUAUCAUUAUUAGUAAUACGCUUGACAUGUUCUUCAAUAAUUGGGUUGGGUCAAACUUGGGCAACUUUUCAACCAAGCCUAAAAAUUUACCAUUACUUUUGGGGUUUAGUUUCCCAUUUGAACCAUUACUUUUUUGGUUUAGUUUCCCAUUUGAACCACGAAAGGCAAGAUUAUGCUUGGCAAGAAAUUUGACAAUUGAAACAAUUCUUUGCAACACUUUCUUCCAAUGGUCUUUUUCUUUUUCAAUUAGCAUUUGAGUCGUCUUAUUAAUAGUUUGAUGCUUUUGAAACAUAAGACAUAACUCAUACCAAGUAGUCAUAUUUUGUACAUGAUCUAUGCAUGUCUCAUGUUCUUAAAGUCUAAAGCUUACAUGCCCCCAUCUGAAAAUAGCAUUUGAGUCGUCUUAUUAAUAGUUUGAAACUUUUGAAACAUAAGACGCAUCUCAUACCAAGUAGUCAUAUUCUUUACAUGAUCUAUGCAUGUGUCAUGUUCUUAAAGUCUAAAGCUUACAUGCCCUUAAUCUCAAAAUCCUUUAUUUGUUAAUUGUCCUCUGCCAAUUCCUUUUUAAAUUCCUUUUUAAAAUAUUUUACAGCAAAAACAAUACUAUACCAAGCUCUUUGGAAUAAGCAAGCCAAUCCCUAUCACAUUUCUCAUCGUUUGAUAGAACUCUAGUAUACAAGUUGGGUGUAAAUCAUCUUGAAAAUCUAUCUUUAGGACCCUUCACAAUAAAAUCAUUUUCGCUAAUAAAUCAAUCAUUUUAGAAUCACGACCAUCCCAAACUCUUGGAUCAUAUAUAUUAGGCAUAUAAAUAGUUUCAUAGUGAUCAACAUUGUCAUUAUCACAAGGCAUAUCAUUAAUAUUUUCUGCAUUAUUAUCAUUCUCAAUAGGCACAUCAUCCAAAUUGCAAUUAGCACUAGGCACUUCAUCAAAAACAUUAUCCACAUCAACAUUCUCUCCAUAGCCCCCCUAGAAUAAGGGGUGCAAAGUGCCCCUUUCCACAAGGUCCCAAUUUUAAGAUCGCUUAAUUUUUUUUCUCCUAUACUAUUUUUUUAAAAAUAAAAAUCUGUAAUGCCUUAUUGUUUCUAGCGCCCUAUAGUGCAGCAAAUCACGGGAACCACACUCAUUAUAAUUCUUCAAAAUUAUUUUCCUCUCUUUAUUCAACCUGUCGUAUUAAUUUCUACAACUUUGUAUUGCCUAUUUUUCCUUUUAAGGAUUUUCAACGGAAAAAAAAUAAAAAAUAUGUUCAGUCAAAUUCAAACGAUUAUUCUUCCAUAACAUGUUAAUGAGCAAUUAAUUUUGAUUUUCCACAAUUAUUCUUAUCAAACGGCUAAUUAUUUUCCCGUACCUCAUUCUUCAAUAAUCUAAUUCCUAAUUGAUACACAUAUACAUCAAACAAAAACGAAUUGGGAGUAUUGCUUUGACAUCUUUGUGAAUUAUUGAUUUAAGUGAUUCAUUCUUUCUAUUAUUUGCCCAUCGAUUUAAGUAAAAAUGUUGAUGUUUUAAUUUUUUCUGGUUUUGAUAAUGACAAUUGAAGCAUUUUAUUUAUUUAUUUUUUUACAAUGCCGAAAGUCAAAAUUGCUUCAAUUGACAUUAUCAAAACCAGAAAAA
Molecule: messenger RNA, 9036 nt
Organism: Chenopodium quinoa (quinoa)
Lineage: Eukaryota; Viridiplantae; Streptophyta; Magnoliopsida; Caryophyllales; Amaranthaceae
Exons: 4
Coding region: 164-598 (144 amino acids)
Biological process (GO): lysosome localization; synaptic vesicle exocytosis; lysosome organization
Cellular component (GO): synaptic vesicle; BORC complex; BLOC-1 complex
Molecular function (GO): SNARE binding
Source: RefSeq, a predicted model, not a curated record